UCGAGCAGAAGCAAUCUCUCGCUGCCGCGGGAACACGCCAUAUAAAAGGCUCUCUGUGCACUUGUCGCUCGAUAGUUUUUAUUCGCACCUCGAACGCACACUUCAUACCUACGCUAUGGAGUUACUGAAAUUUACUACAUUACUAUGUUGCACAUACAUAGCUUUCGCCUCUGAACACAAGCAUAUAAUCCCCGUGGAGAACUACGACACAGAACUCCAAGAUCUGGGUCAGCAUGUAGAGGUACCAGAAACUCCUGUUAGAAUUAUAAAAAUUACAAAGACCAUAGCUGUUAAGAUUCCCGUACCCUAUCCGGUGAAAGUAGUGGAAAAAGUACCUUAUCCAGUGCACGUUUCAAAGCCCUAUCCUGUGCCAGUGCCGCAGAUCGUUAAGGUGCCACAUGUGAUUAGCUCAAAGGACAAUAACGACCACGAAGCAUUAGAUAGUCCUUACCAGGGCCAGGGUCAAUUCGGCGGAAACACUUACCAAGUACAAGAACAUGCAUCUCAUGGGUAUAGUCCUGACUCUGAAAAUGUCUAUCACGGUGAUGGGGGUUACGGAAGCGGAUCACAAGGAGCCGGUGACGAAUACUCGCUGCAAAACUCCAACGAAGACUUCGCCGGGGCCAAUAGUUACAACCAAGCUAUUAAGAACUAUUUAGAAAAUCAUGGGUCUGGUAACCAGGCUCCUGUGUCACAUUACUAAUUACAAAAAUGUAUAAACCUGGUGGUAUGGCUGUACCUGAACAAAUUUGUACAUAGUAACCAUAUUUGAAACUGUGAUCUUCGGAAAGAAAUAAAAAUCUCUUUGUAUAAUUUGUAUAAGCCAAACCGUUCGAAACAUUAUGCCCAAAUAGUCUGAUUCAAUAGAUGUAUUCUGUUUUGUUGCUACAUGUGUAUGUACUAAUGAUAAGUUGUUAUUUAUAGUGUGAUCGGUGACGCGUCGCUUGUAUAUAUGAGAAAUACAAAAUAUAA
This is a messenger RNA of Papilio machaon (common yellow swallowtail), 972 nucleotides long. RefSeq lists its product as uncharacterized. The record is from RefSeq and is a predicted model, not a curated record. Bases 116 to 703 code for a protein of 195 amino acids. Lineage: Eukaryota; Metazoa; Arthropoda; Insecta; Lepidoptera; Papilionidae. The transcript has 2 exons.